Molecule: messenger RNA, 2652 nt
Organism: Gigantopelta aegis
Lineage: Eukaryota; Metazoa; Mollusca; Gastropoda; Neomphalida; Peltospiridae
Product: carbohydrate sulfotransferase 11-like
Exons: 5
Coding region: 382-1536 (384 amino acids)
Biological process (GO): carbohydrate biosynthetic process
Cellular component (GO): membrane
Molecular function (GO): sulfotransferase activity
Source: RefSeq, a predicted model, not a curated record
CAAGUGUUUUUUGUGUUUUUUUUACGUCUGCUGGUACGGUAGGCGUGAUAACGUGAGCGGGUAGCCAGGGCUUGAAACACGCUGAUUCUAAUUGGCUGUAAUAUUAUAAUAUUAUAAUUUAGCAAAGGGCGGUGAAGUUUAGUAUAUGUAAUUAUAAACUACAACAGUAACGCGGCAAUCGUUUGUGCGUCUGCCAAAACGGGAAAACAAGUGUGAUCGUUGUGUCCAUUCGUAUUUGUUUGUGAUUGAAGGAUUUUGUGAAUUCAACUUGGUGUAAACUUGGUGACAAGGACUGGGGCAGGUGGACCACAAACUAGAACGGGGUGUUCUAUGCGUGACUGGGCCGGAGAGCGCUGACCAGUUGACCGGCCGAGCUGCACGAUGAGGGUUUUCGGGUCAGUGGUCACGAUGGUCAAAGUCUGUCUCUUCUUCCUCAACAUCUACGUGCUCACCAUGGUCGUCGUCGUCGUACUGGGAAAAUGGCCGCUGUUCAGCAGUAACGGGACCAUCCGAAAAUACGACGGCUCGCACUUGAUAGUAACUCGUGAACUGAACGAAAAACAUUCCCACGACGAGCACAUCGCACCAGUUACUAAACAACCAGGUGGACUGAAGGCUAACGAUAUCUCUCCAAUGAGGGAGAAUAAGAAGCUCGUCUCGGAUGUCGUGGAGACGGAGACCAGGGUGACUACUUUAAACUACUGGUGUGACCGGAUCCGGCCUCAGACUGCACGCGCCGUCGACCUCGACGUCUUCCACCUUCAACAGAUUCUCGUCGAUGACGACCACAAAAUGCUCUACUGUCAGAUACCGGAAGUUGCGCAGACGGACUGGCUAAGAAUACUUGUCUUUCUGACUGGGAAGGUGAAAGUGAAUAACCAUUUAUCAAUGACGUCGUAUGACGUCCAUUCGAAAUACAACAAAUAUUUAAAAAAGCUCAGCGAUUUUUCAGUUAAGGAACGACAGAGGAGAAUAAAGGACUAUUAUAAAUUCGUGUUUGUGCGCGAACCAAUAGAAAGGCUCGUGGGUGUGUACAGGAACAAGUUUUAUGCAAAAUACAGCACAUACUUUCAUCAGACUUUUGGAAGAAAAAUUAUCAAGAAAUACCGGAAGAAUCCUUCCAAAGCGUCUCUGCUGAAGGGAAAUGACGUCACAUUUGCUGAAUUCAUUCAGUAUUUGGUGGAUUCCGAACGUGACGACAGGGAACCUCUGAACGAGCACUGGGAGCAGUACUACAAACACUGUCACCCGUGUUUGAUCCGCUAUAAUUUCGUCGGGACCUUCGAAAAUCUACAGCGUGACGUGCAAUACGUUUUGAAAAAGACGUCUGCUGUUCAGAAGCUGAAGCCUCCAUUGACGUCACCAGUUUCUCCGUAUUCCGAAAGCUUUUUGACUUCUAUGUACAAAUCUGUUUCGACUACAAAUAUACGGAAACUGUGGAAGAUGUAUUAUCCAGACUAUAAUUUAUUCAGUUAUCAGUAUCCUACAGUGUUAGACAAACUUUUAAAGUCCGCAAAGGUUUUCGAAGAUUACUGACAGUUCUGGUGUUAUUCCUCGUUUCAAAAAAUGGGCUAGACAGUGGUGUAGUUGUGUGUGUGUGUGUGUGUGUGUGUGUGUGAGAGAGAGAGAGAGAGAGAGAGAGAGAGAGAGAGAGAGAGAGAGAGAGAGAGAGAGAGAGAGAGAGAGAGUCUAUGGAAUAUGUUUGCUCAAAGGCUGAACUGAUGUAAUUAUAUAUACGUAUUUCUUUAAUUGUCCUGAAAAAAAUCUCUUUAUUCAGCCAGCUACAUUGACUUUAUAAUAUCGUCGGAAAAUCUCACUCUAUUCAGCCAGCUGCAUAUCAUAGACAUUAUAACCACUUGUUACGAUAUUUUCAUGUUUAACUGAAUUAUAGUUACGUUGCCAUAAAUCAGGGUGAAAAAACUAACGCUGGUUUCUUAACAUGCUUAUAUGUAUAUGCCAUCAAAUCAAAUGACAAAUCCCGCAGACGACAAUAGUAACAUAUUUGGCUAAAAUUGUUUGGAUCAACAUAUACAGCGGAUGCCAUGAAUAUAAAUACUACCACCCCUCACCCUUAAAGUAAAUCAGGAGACAUCUGGGUUGAGCUUCACGUUUCAGAGAUAACUGGAAGCGUCUUUCACAACCCUAGUUCCGCACACAGAUUGUCAACCUAUGUUUAGUAGGAUCUCGCGCUUACCCCUAACCCUAAGCCGAUCCAUAUGAGGGAUCUCGUGCCCAACCCUAACCCUAAGCCGAUCCAUAUGAAGGAUCUCGUGCCCAACCCUAACCCUAAGCCGAUCCAUAUGAGGGAUCUCGUGCCCAACCCUAACCCCAAGCCGAUCCAUAUGAGGGAUCUCGUGCCCAACCCUAACGCUAAGCCGAUCCAUAUGAGGGAUCUCGUGCCCAACCCUAACGCUAAGCCGAUCCUUAUGAGGGAUCUCGUGCUCAACCCUAACCCUAAGCCGAUCCAUAUGAGGGAUCUCGUGCCCAACCCUAACCCUAAGCCGAUCCAUAUGAGGAAUUCCGGUUUACAGUGUUCGGGGUUACAGGACCUUAAUGGCCCCUCUUUGUAGCAGUAGUAAUGAGUUUUAUAUAGUUUCACACACGUGUGUGUGUGUGUGUGUGUGUGUGUGUGUGUGUGUGUGUGCGUGUAUA